Messenger RNA from Colossoma macropomum (tambaqui), 3401 nucleotides. It is a transcript of the gene hsd17b12b, whose product is annotated as hydroxysteroid (17-beta) dehydrogenase 12b. NCBI's taxonomy places the organism in Eukaryota, Metazoa, Chordata, Actinopteri, Characiformes, Serrasalmidae. Bases 127 to 1071 code for a protein of 314 amino acids. The transcript is spliced from 11 exons. The record is from RefSeq and is a predicted model, not a curated record. Gene Ontology annotation, molecular function: oxidoreductase activity. Gene Ontology annotation, cellular component: endoplasmic reticulum.
GUCAUCGGAAGACAUAGCCAGCGUGGAAGGAGUCCAUGGCUGGAGGUGCUUGUUGGGUUUGUCUGAGGACUUGAGCGGGGGUUUUCUGGGUUGUGUAGUGCUUUAUAUUAAUAUAUAAGGUCUGUUAUGAUGGAGGUUCUGCAGCCAGGGCAGCUGUUGUGUUGGCUGGGCGCUCUGACUGUGGCCUGGCUGACGGCCCGCGCUUUCUACCGCCUGCUCUCCGGCCUCCGGGUUUGGAUCGUGGGGAACGGAUCCCUGAUCAGCGCCUCCAGACUCGGCACAUGGGCAGUUGUAACUGGGGCCACAGAUGGAAUCGGGAAAGCCUAUGCGGAGGAGCUUGCUCGCCGAGGCUUUUCCAUCGUCCUCAUAAGUCGUACUCAGGAGAAGUUGGACGAGGUGGCCAAAGCUAUCGAGAGCAAGUACAACGUCAAAUCCAAAACCAUCUCUGCAGACUUUGGAUCUGUGGACAUCUAUUCCAAGAUUGAAUCUGGACUGGCUGGGCUUGAAAUAGGAGUCCUAGUCAACAAUGUUGGAGUCUCCUACUCUUACCCUGAGUUUUUCCUCAACAUACCAGAUCUUGAUGAUUUAAUCACGAAGAUGAUCAACAUCAACAUCACCUCAGUUUGCCAGAUGACUCGUCUAGUGCUGCCCAGGAUGGUUGAGAGGUCUAAAGGCGUGAUCUUGAACAUUGCCUCUGCGAGUGGCAUGUAUCCUGUUCCUCUCCUCACUCUCUACUCGUCCUCUAAGGCUUUUGUGGACUUCUUCUCUCGUGGACUUGAUGCUGAGUACAAGAGCAAAGGCGUCAUCAUCCAGAGCGUGCUGCCCUUUUAUGUGACGACCAAGCUGAGCAAGAUCAAAAGAGCCUCUCUGGACAUUCCCACUCCUGAGCGCUAUGUAGCGGCCCAGCUGAACACUGUGGGUCUUCAGAGCCAGACUAAUGGAUACCUGCCGCACGCCAUCAUGGGUUGGGCGACCUCUGCUCUGCUCCCUGCAAGACUGCUUACCAAGGUCCUCAUGAACAUGGGCCUCUCUCAUCGUGCGCGUUUCUUGAAGAAACAGAAGCAGGGUUAGAAAAGGUGGAAGAAGAGGAUGGCUGGACGGAUAGAUGGAGAAGAAGAAAACAGUGAUGGACCAACCUCUAAUUCCUUAAAACUCCUUUUCCUUUCACAGUCCCACUACACUGCUCGUAAUAGGAUUGCUCAUUUGUGAUAGUUUCAAUCUGUACUUGAAUUUACUACAGUCCUGCAGAGAAGUCACCAUCAGUUCAGUGCUAACAGAAUCUAAAUUUGCCGGAUUUAGUGAUACAUUUUUAACUUUUGCUAAUAGAAGAACAUUAGCGAAUGAGUGUCUGUAAUGUUCUGCAGGUCUCUUUACAGUUUGUCCUUCUACUUCUUAGCACUUCUUAGCAUUAACGUUAAUGCUUGCAUAUUAAGCAUGAAGCUUUAUUUUCUGGACACAAAUGAGGUCUCAUUUAGGAGUAAAUUACAAUGCUGGUACUCCGUGGAUUAGGUGUGCUGCAGCUGGGAAACCCCUAUGCUGCAGAACUGAGUCUAAAGACCCUGACCUAGAUUCAGGUUUAAAUUCAGGGAAUUGCCCUUUAUAUUCUAGUUUGGUUCCCUGAUAAGUUUUAUUUUCAUGAGUGUCCUAGAUGUGGGUAAAACGUAACGUGAAGUACAGUACUGUGCAAAAGUCAGAGACCAUCCAGUCAUUGAGUGCGUUUACGUGAACUCAAUAAUCCGAUCAUAAUCUGAUUUCUGCAGUUAUCUGAUUAUUCAAGUAGUCAUGUAAACAGCACACUCUGAUUUUUUAGAUCGAAGUAUGAUCUAGAAAUUAGAGUUAAGAAAUCCGAUAAAGAGAGCUGGAUUUUAGCUCAGUAAUCAGAUUUCUCAGUGCAUGUAAACUCUUACUCUGAUUUCUUUCGGAUUUCUCAGUCUGCGCAUGUGCGAAAACAGACCGCGGCUCUGGAACUAAGCUAGCAGCAUUGCCGAGAGACAGCAGCAAAACACUUUUGAAGCAAUGCUGAAACCAACUACAUCUUCUAGAUGAUGCCUGUUCAUAUUUUCAGGUAAAGUGGUGCAGUGUUUAUAAAUGAAGUUUGAGUUUUACAUUACGUUUAUGUCACGUUUUCUUUGGUGAGUUUAUUGGUUGGUUGCAAAGCAGAAAUCUGAUUACUGUUUGACUCACAAAGACCUGGAGUUUUCCUAUUAUCUGAUUACCCAAGUGCAUGUAAACAUGUUGAUCAGAUUACUGACAAUCAGAUUAUGAAAUUCAUGUAAACACACUCAUUGAGUACAAGCCUCAACUACUAAAUAUAUCAAUUCUUUCACCCUUUGACUUCCAUUCUUUUCGGGAGACUUGCUUUGAGGUCUUCAAUCAAAUCUGCAUGGAAAUGAUUCCACACCUCAAGUUCAGUCUUAGACGUUGGUUGCAUUUUCUGCUUCUUGUUUUAUAUCUAACCUCCUCAGAAAUGCCUUCUGAAAAAUAAAUAACUUGUACUUAAUAGUGUCCUUGACUGAAAAUGAAAUAAAUGAACGGUGGUGUCUGACUUUUGCACAAUACCGCAUAGCUGUACAAACCUGUAAUUCAUCUUGUCCUCCAGUGACUUUUCUGUGAACGCUGUAGAUCAGAGGUCUUCAAAUCCAGACCUGAAAUCCAGUUUCUCGUCUUGGAUUUUGUAAUCACUGGUAGUUAAUUGAACCUGUUGAUGUACCUGGUUGGCCGCCUAGUGUACAUUUAUUACUGAAUCUGGAUUCAAGGUCUGGUUUUUUGAAGACCUCAGCUAUAGAUAAUAUUCCAAAGCUAAAAAAGGGUCCUUUGAAUCAACUUUUUAAAAGUGUUUACUGUAUGUUUAAUUUCAGUGACUUUGGUCCAUAUUUCUGUUCUUAGAUUGACAGCAGUUUUUUAUGAACUGCAUGUCCUGCAUUUAGAAUGCAUCACAGAUUCCAUUGGCUGUAUGCACAAGUGCCCUGUAAACUCUUAUGGGCAUUUAUUCGAACUUCAUAUGGGAUGAAUUUGCAUUGCACUAAGACAGGGUGGCAGGUUUAUUGUGUAUGUGAUUAUUAGUGUAGUGUAUCUGUCUGAUGACGGUACUACUAAUGCAGUGAGGUGAGGGGGGUAAGUUAAAUUCGGUGAGUAGGUUUGAAUAAGAGCACAGUUGUUUUUGCUAGUAUAGUACAUUCCCCAAAACAAUGCUUCCUGUCAACCAGGUAGUGCCAGAUUUGUUAUAAAAAUGCAUUUAUUUUCAGCCCAUUUUGUGUUCCCAGUGCAUUCGAUUGGAUUGGGCAGUGAGAACAACCACAGCACUUGAGCAGUCAGUGGAUGAAAUGAAGCAUGAUCUGAUGUCUGUUAUGUGAAUUUCAGACUUACUUGGCUUACAACAAUAAACGGAAUGCUUUCUCAUA